This is a messenger RNA of Oncorhynchus nerka (sockeye salmon), 2997 nucleotides long. RefSeq lists its product as uncharacterized. The transcript has 4 exons. Lineage: Eukaryota; Metazoa; Chordata; Actinopteri; Salmoniformes; Salmonidae. The coding region runs from base 120 to 2927 and encodes 935 amino acids. The record is from RefSeq and is a predicted model, not a curated record.
GUGAUCCCUGAGAACAGAGAGAGUGUGUCUGAAUCCUCGAGGAGGACUACAAAGCUAAACCUCAAAACACUGUGAAAAACAUCUUCACUCUCAUUGCUUUCAAUCCAUCUGGUGUCAUCAUGGCUGGUCCCCCACCAGUUGAACAGACAUUACGUCACAGUGCCCUUGUCCUCCUCCUGCUGAGUGUGAGUGGUAGCCUGGGCCAGAAGGACUGUACAGGUGUAGACUGCCCUGAUCUGAGUAACUGUAUUGAGGAGCGGCUGGAAGCUGGGGCUUGCUGUACUACCUGCGUUCAGACUGGGUGUACCUGUGAGGGCUACCAGUACUACGACUGUGUCCAUGCUGGCUUUAAGAAUGGUGAUGUUCCCGAGGGGCAGUCCUACUUGGUGGACUUCGGGAGUACGGAGUGUUCGUGCCCGGAAGGUGGCGGACGGAUUGGCUGUCACUUCAUGCCCUGUCCUGACGUCCCUGCUAACUGCAUCGAGGUGUCUGAGCCGGCUGAUGGCUGUGUCACCUGCGAACGUAUCGGCUGUGUCCAUGACAACCAGAAGUACGAGGCCGGACACUCCUUUCACCUUGUUGCCUGUGAGGCGUGCCACUGUCCGUCCGACGGAGGUCAGCUGAUGUGCUACCCUGUCCCAGGCUGUGAUCCCAGCAACCCCGGUGACCCCCACAAACCUAUGCUGGCCACCAUACAGGAGGGUCACCCUACAUAUCCCCCUAUCCAUCCCUACCUCACACAGGACAAACUGAGAGAGACGGAGAGAGACGGACAUGCUAAACCACUCUUUAACACACAGGAGACACAGGCUAUAGGAUUACCCCCCUACAACCGUCCUCCAUACCCUUUCAACAGGCCAAAACUACCACCAUCCAACAGCCCACACCUCCCCCCGUUCCCGAUCGAUGCCCCUAUUCCCUCAGACCACCUGCCCCUGUUCAAACCAGACCACAUGACUGAGGAUGGGGACUAUGACUACCCUACUACAGACGCAUUAGAACCACCUGUGAAUGAUCUGGCCUACCCUACACCGUCCUCCUCUGUCAUCUCUGUCUCCUACCCUGGGACAGGGGCUACACAGCCGCGCCACGACAGGGGUAAUAGUAAGAGCUAUGAUAAGCCUUAUGAUUGGGCUGAUAACAGCUAUGGUAACAAAGAAUAUGAUAGUAGAGAUAGGCAGGAGCUGAGGGAGAUCUAUGGAGUCCAUGAGCCAACCACAGAGAGUAUGGUUACAGACAGAGUAGGACUGAGAGACAGGCUAGGGCAGACAGACAGAUCUACAGAGACAGACAGAUCUCAGCAUAUAGGUAGGGUGAAGCUGACAGACAGGCUAAAGAAAACAGACAGGUUGAUGACAUUUGGACUUUACAAGGCCACCACAGAUGGGUUCGGAGAGACAGGCAGCCCAGUUACUGACAGCCCAGUGACAGGAGAACAGACCACUUCUAGCCAGCUUGAAGACACCACAGUAGAGACCACCUCCCGCAGUACCAGUUCCAGCCACCAGGAAACCACCUCGAACUGGAACAGACUCUCAGAGAGCCAGAUUUACCCUCACUCUCAAGGGGCCAGUGCUGGGGACACACUGGAGAUCUGGGAUAGAGGGAUGGAGGAGGAGCAGGAGGAAGAGGAGAGAGUAGAUUCAUUGGAGAAUACCACAGGACCUGGGUGGAGAGAUGUGUCUUAUGAUGGAGAUUUGGAUAAACAGAGGAGGAGAGGAGGAGAGGAGGAGAGAGAGAAGAGUACCCCUAGCAACCAUGUGAAGGAUGCAGGUGUCAGAGAACCUGGAAGUCACCAGGACAACACUACAGUAGACAGUACUACAUCCCCCAGAAGGAAUCGGGACCACAUCACCCACAGGAAGCCUCACCAACACACCCUGACCCAGAAGCCUAAGCCUCACAAUACUACCCCUAGGGAGUAUGAGGUCGUCACAGACAGAACUACGUCUCCCAGACUGCUUGACCACAACACAGAUAGAACUACAUUUCCCAGAUUGCCUGACCACCACACCUUGACCAGGAAGCCUGACCACUACACAACCCCCAAGGAGUUUGAGGUCCACACAGACAGACCUAUAUAUCCCAGACUGCCUGACCACCACACAGUCAAAACUUCAACUCCAAGAGAGCUUGAUGUCAACACUGACAGAACUACAAUCCCAAGACAAGCUGAGCACCACAGCCUCAACAGACAGCCUGAUCACCAUACCCUGACCAGGAAGCCUGACCCCUAUGCAGUCAGAACUACAACUCCCAGAGAGCUGAACCACCACACAACCCACAGACAGCCUGAUCACUAUACCCUGACCAGACACCCUGAUCCCCAUCACCCAGCUCCCAAGGACCCAGAGCAGCAACAUACUCCUCCCAGGGUGAGAUUCAGCCCAACCAGCCAGCCUUCUCUCAGGGUAUCAGCUGAUCUAGGUCACCACGGAAGUGAGCCUCUCCAUAAGCAGUCCCAGACACUAUUCAACCUGCAGAACAAUGAUGCGGAGGAGCAUGAGAAGGAGGAGGAGGAGAGGGGAUAUGUUCCAGUCUUUCUCCCAAAAACUCAGGAGGGUGGUCCUGGUCCGUCUUCUCUCUAUGUGGUGGAGAGCUGCUGUGAGGUGGGCCAGAGAUGGGCGUCAGAGAACCAACACUGUAACAACAUGCCGUUGUUGAAGGACGAUAAACACUCUGUCUGCAGUAUAUCCCAGCAGCAGUGUUGUCAGAAUGUUCUAAAGGAGGCCAGGUGUCUGGCAGGUAUCACUGCUGCUAAAGGAGGAGACAGGUGUGAGGUCAACCAGGAGAGCCAGUGUGCUGCAGACUCUUACCAGGCAAGACACACACACACACACAGAGACAGGCAUGCACACACACUCAAUCGCCCAUUCUCAACUGGUUCUGUGUGUGUGUGUCAGAAUCACUGUAUCAAUGAAGGAUAGAUUGUCCUAAUGCUAUAGACUUAAUACUACAAUACUGUAAGAAUGUUAAACAGUCUGUUAUACAGACAAA